AAAUAGAGGGGUCAGCUGUCAGUAUUAUACGUACAAUUUAUCCGUGUUUUCCAGACCCUUUAUUUAUUCCAAUACUUAUCUCGCCCCAUUCGCCACAAAACGCACAAAAGCCGACGCGAAUAUCUGUAUCUCUGGUCUCUGCUUCUCAAGUUUUUUCGCAGGUUCUGCAAUGAAGGGAGGUAAAUCCAAAGCCAAGCUCGAUAACAAGCUCGCCGUGAAGAAAGGUAAUACGGAUAAGAAGAAACAGAAGGCUGCCAAGGAUCCAAAUAAGCCGAAGAGGCCUCCCACUGCCUUCUUCGUUUUCAUGGAGGAGUUCCGCAAGACGUUCAAGGAGAAUAAUCCAGGGAACAAAUCCGUAUCCGUUGUCGGUAAAGCUGGAGGAGUCGAAUGGAAAAAUAUGUCUGAGAGUGAUAAAGCUCCAUACAAAGCAAAAGCAGAUAAAAGGAAGCGUGAAUACGAGAAGACCAUGGAGGCCUACAAUAACAAAGAGACUGUUGCCCCGGUGGAGGAAGAGGAAUCUGACAAGUCAAAGUCUGAAAUACACGACAACAAUGAAGAUGAAGACAGUGCCGAGGAAGGCAGUGUAGAGGAGGAUUAAGAAAUUCGUUGGAAGGAAUUGUCGUUGGCUCACUCGUGGCCGUAUAUCUAUGAUGAUCUAUCUAUAUACUGCACUAGGAAUAUUUUCUAGACCCUCAUGACCUUAUCAGCCUGCAUUAAAAAAAUGCUUAUGCACUUUCCGUUGCUUUCUCCGUUAGAAUUACUUUUACUUACACCGAGUACAAAAAACGCUUAUGUACUGUUAACUUGCUUUUCCCCAUAGUUUUAUUCUUUAUAGUGUGAUUCUUAUCAAGUACUACGAACAUUAUAGGCCGAGGCCUAGAUGGGGGUUAAUGCUAACUUCCCCUUGUGAAUUCUGAUGAUAGUUUUAGUUUUUACAAAGAAUAGAAUGCUCUUCCUCAUUUGAGCCAGAAUUUCCCUUUAUCGUACUAUCUAAUAUCUAUGUUUAAAGAUACAAAAUGGCAUUUAACAUU
Molecule: messenger RNA, 1031 nt
Organism: Cuscuta epithymum
Lineage: Eukaryota; Viridiplantae; Streptophyta; Magnoliopsida; Solanales; Convolvulaceae
Source: the annotation of a GenBank genome assembly